AUGAUAUAGUAUCAAGUACUAAAUAAGGGAACUAUCAGUUCUCUUUGGUACUUCGAUCUAUAUAGCCUGUCACGCAAGUUGAUCGUUUAACAUAUAAGCAGUCAAAUAUGUCAACUGUACAGGAUCACAUUACCUUUUGGAACGGGGAAAAAAUGCCCAUCGUUGGGCUUGGAACUUGGCUGUCUUCAAAAGAAGAGAUUCAGACAGCAGUCAAUUCUGCGUUAGAAGCUGGUUAUCGUCACAUCGAUACCGCUUACGUCUACUUGAAUGAAGGUGCUAUUGGAGAGGUACUUCAAGAAUGGAUUCAAUCUGGAAAGAUCAAAAGGGAGGAGCUCUUCAUCGUUACCAAACUACCUAUGACCGGAAAUCGUUCAGAGAAUGUGGAAAAAUUUCUCAGGAAAUCUCUAGAAAAUCUUCGAUUAGAUUAUGUCGAUCUGUAUCUGAUUCACGCACCGGUCGGUCUAACUGGCAAGGACGACAACGAUAUCUUCCCUCUCAACGCCGAUGGAUCUGUUGUGUUGGACAUGACCACAGAUUUGGUUGAUAUUUGGAAGUCAAUGGAAAAUCAAGUAGACUCUGGCUUGACCAAAUCGAUCGGUGUGUCAAACUUCAACGAAGAACAACUUGGACGAAUUAUCAACAAUGCUCGCAUCAAGCCAGCAAACAUACAAGUAGAAUUGCACACUCAAUUUCAGCAAAAAUCCCUCAGAGAUUUUUGUGAGAAACACGGAAUAACAAUUUGCGCGUAUGCUCCUUUGGGUUCACCGGGUCGGAAUGCUUUUUACACUGGACUCGGUAUUGAUUCGCCGAUAUCCAUUCCUGAUUUACUGCAACACCCUGUGGUCGCCAGAAUAGCUAAAAAACACAAUAAAACAAAUGCCCAAGUUCUUCUCAAAUACCUGAUGGAACUCGGAAUAGCCGUUAUUCCAAAGAGUGUUAAUCCGGAGCGUAUCCUCGCAAAUUUUCAGGUAUUUGACUUUAACCUGUCACCUAUUGAUAUGGCCAAGUUAAGAGAACUGGACUUAGGAGAGGCAGGACGCACGUUUGAAUUCACCAAGUCAUUCAAAGGAACUGCCAAACACCCAGAAAAUCCUUUUCCGCGCGUAUGAGUGAAAGUUUGAUUGACAAAUACAUUCCGUACGGUAGUAACAAUAGGCAGAAAAAAAAAUGCAACUUCACCAACGUAAAACCACGUUCUGCGCUUGAAUGAAAUAAAAGAUUCAAAUUAA
Messenger RNA from Daphnia pulex (common water flea), 1229 nucleotides. Its product is annotated as aldo-keto reductase family 1 member B1-like. The transcript has 7 exons. The coding region runs from base 108 to 1109 and encodes 333 amino acids. Gene Ontology annotation, molecular function: aldose reductase (NADPH) activity. NCBI's taxonomy places the organism in Eukaryota, Metazoa, Arthropoda, Branchiopoda, Diplostraca, Daphniidae. The record is from RefSeq and is a predicted model, not a curated record. Gene Ontology annotation, cellular component: cytosol.